AUGUCUGAUCAAAGAGCGGUUUCACUUCACUUGACCUGCAACCCUAAUUAUGAGCUUCGGACGCCAGAAUCAUUAAAGCUUGUAGCUGCAAAACAUGCACCUCCAGCCAAAAAGCCCGGAUUUCUGCAGCGUUUGGUAGUAGAUAAAGCUUUGACAACCAACUCAGUAGCCUCGCCUCCAUAUGUUGAAUCGCUCACCGAUGUCGCUCGGGAUGUCCAAUAUUAUGCGGAAGUUGAAAUUGGUUCAAAUGAGCAAAAAUUUCGACUGGACUUUGAUACAGGAAGCAGUGAUUUGUGGGUGCCAGAUUCAACAUGUAAGACUCGGAGCGUUACCUUCAACAGAACCACAUCCACCACAUUUAAGCCAUUCAAAGGCAAGUUCAAGAUAUCUUAUGGAGAUGGAUCUACAGUAUCGGGAAUCUUGGGGCAAGAUCGAAUCAAUGUGGCAGGACUUAUCAUAGAGGACCAGAUUUUUGGUCUUGCGACAAAAGAAUCAACCACAUUUAGUAAUGAUGUAGUAGAUGGGGUUCUAGGUCUGGCUUAUAGUUCUAUAUGUUCAGUACCUGGAGUCCUUACACCACUGGAGAACAUGAUCGAGCAGAAGCUGAUAACUUCACCUAUAUUUAGUGUUUGGUUAGGCCGAAAUACUGAAGGAGGAGGCGGAGAAUAUCGCUUUGGUGGAUAUGAUAGUGAACGUUUUGAAGGCGAAUUGACAUGGGUUCCAGUAACAGUCAGGCGCUAUUGGCAAGUAAAAUGCGAUGGACUCUUUUUUGGAGAUGUCGAUCUCAAACUGAAGAGCGAUGUGAUAAUCGAUACGGGUACCACGCUGGUUAUAGUCCCCACAUUAGUUGCCGAGGCAAUCCAUGCUCAAAUCCCUGGAGCGAUUAACGAUAAAAAGCACGGUUGGAUCGUUCCGAAUACACCGGAAGUGGCUGCUCUGAAUGGUGUACAAUUCGUAUUGAACGGAGUCAAGUUUAACGUGAUCAUGAAGGAUAUCAUGCGUGAGAGCGUUUGGGGAAAGCGAGGAUAUGUUUAUUCUGGCAUUACAAGCAACGAUCAGAUCCCUGUUUGGAUUUUAGGCGAUGUAUUUAUCAAGGAGAAUUUUUGUGUAUUUGAUAUGGGCAAACACCGUGUUGGAAUUGCCAAAUGCAAGCCUCCAAACAGGAUUCAACCAUCUGUGAUUCAACAAGUCAAAGACGACUUUGAGGAGUUUCAAAAAAGACAGGCUUCUAAAUGUUUAAUAAUGUAG
Messenger RNA from Lobosporangium transversale, 1248 nucleotides. RefSeq names its product aspartic peptidase domain-containing protein. The transcript is spliced from 8 exons. The record is from RefSeq and is a predicted model, not a curated record. Bases 1 to 1248 code for a protein of 415 amino acids. Gene Ontology annotation, biological process: proteolysis. Lineage: Eukaryota; Fungi; Mortierellomycota; Mortierellomycetes; Mortierellales; Mortierellaceae. Gene Ontology annotation, molecular function: aspartic-type endopeptidase activity.